Molecule: messenger RNA, 1182 nt
Organism: Aureobasidium namibiae CBS 147.97
Lineage: Eukaryota; Fungi; Ascomycota; Dothideomycetes; Dothideales; Saccotheciaceae
Exons: 3
Coding region: 1-1182 (393 amino acids)
Source: RefSeq, a predicted model, not a curated record
AUGGUCGCCAUCGAUGUCGCCCAGGCCUACGCCGAAGGACGCGUACCUACAAACAUAUCGUACAUCACGCCCGAAUACUUGAGCGAGUCGCGCGAUGGACCCGCCAUCACUGGAAUACUGGCAAUCUACAUCAUCACCACCAUUCUGCUCAUCUGCAGAUUUGCCUCUCGAAUCUUCAUCGUGAAGAGCGUCGGCCUCGAUGACUCCAUUGCAGCGUUCUCGUGGUUGUGCUUUACUGCUUUCAUGGCCCUCUGUUUGGUCCUGAUAUACGAAGGCAGCGGUCGGCAUAUCGAGUACAUUCAAUACGUCCUCACUUUGCCCGAGGUUGAGGAAACAGAAGUGGUCGACUACGCAGCCCAUCUGAUAUACACGGCCACCUUAUACUUCUGCCGACUGAGUGGUCUUGCCUUCUUUUCACGCCUUUGUAGCUCGCAUCCAACUUUCCGCAUCUCCAUCUGGGCGUGUGGAUUUUUCUUGACCGCAGCUUUCAUUGUGCAGUUCUUGCUCAUUCUUCUCCACUGCCUUCCAGUUACCGGACUCUGGCCUUACGCAUGGCAAACAACGGACAGGACCUACAAAUGUCUUAAUUGGGGCGUUGUCUACGUGACAAACUCAGGUCUGUCGCUCGUGAACGACAUUGUUCUGUUCAGCAUCCCGAUAGCAAUGAUUUCGAUCUUGCAACUUCCCAAGGGUCGUAAGAUAGUAUUGGCCCUCGUAUUGCUUCCGGGAACGCUCGUCAUUGGCAUAUCAUGCGCACGUCUCUGGCUUUGUGUCGUUGGCCAGUGGCGGACCGAUGGUUCAUGGUACUACGAUCCACAACUAGUCAUUGAGGUAGCAGAAAUCGGCGGAACACUGAUAGCUCUUUCGGUCCCCAGCUACAAACCAAUCCUGAGUAGAUGGUACGGUCAGAUGAAGAGUACUGUCGAGGUUUCCCGUGGACCAAACUCGAAGUACGGCGAGGGAGGAUCGAAUCGGAAGAGUUCGAUACCAGCGCUCUGGGGUCCGCAAGCAGCGGAAUCGAAGCUGAAGACAUCCAUCCAAAGUGGCGGGCAGACGACAGUGUCUAGACAGUCGUCAGAUAACAGCCUGCUCAGUCCAGACGACAACAUCUACGUGACGACGGACGUGGACAUGAGUUCGAUCCCCAUGGCGAGGCUUAGGACGAACAGUGUAAUCUUGUAA